GUAUUGAUCGCGGCUAAGCAGCUGUACUCUCGGGCUGGCAGUAACGUUGGGGCGGCCGUACGGAAAACACACGUGUUACACGGUCUCGCGAUGAAAACGUCGGUGUCGUGAAAACUACUUUCGAGGGAAAGUGCAAAGCCCUUUCGCUUUGACCCGAUCCAACACGAUUCUUUCCACGUUCGGUGUGCGCGUGUCUUCGUUGAAACGCGAUUUUUAUUUUUUUCCCGAAAUAUCGAACGAGUAGGGAUAUGCCACGUUAUAAGUUUAGUCGGCGAUUAAUCACGAUUAAUCGUAAAUAAUCGAAUACAAAAUGAAUCGUUUAUGUGCCGGCCGCGCGUUUUCUUUUCGUAUCGUGUAUGCGGGGUGCAGAUUUCUUCUCUAAGUUUUAUUAUUUGUUAAAGUGAUACGAUGAUGUUACACGUGAGGAAAGAAUUUUAGCGAAGAUGAGGAUCAGGAUGAGCACUGGUGUGGUUGUUUCGCGUUUCGAAAGAAAAGUGACUCGGUGGAGAGGACAUGUACGCGAGACAGCACAUUGGCUCUGUUUGCGCUUGUUAAUCAGUUCAAUUGAAUAACGUAUUAAUACGUCGGGGUCACCGUAAGGGGUUAAUCGCAAUGUCCACGCCGGACACGAUGGACACCAUCGAUGAAGCGGAGCAGGCGUGGCACGAGAUGUUGGAGUGCGAGACCGGAUCCCUGUUGGGCCGAGUCGCGGAUCUCGAGAGGCAAUCCUUGGCGCAAAGGGACGAGAUAGUUUGUCUUCGCGCUACUCUCGCAGACGCGUUAAGGCGGAUCGCACUGUUGGAAGGACGCGAAAAAAGGGAGGAUGAGAGGAACGAGAGGAGAAACGAGAGGAUGGUGUCCUCGCCCUUAAGGAACGGACACGUAUCGCUUAGGAGUAAUCAAAAUUCAACACCAGCGAAAGACGUACGUUUACGUCAAACUGGUUGCUUGAGAAAUUCAUCAUCCUCCGGAUCUUCUCAAGACGUUCGAGAUUCGAUUUCCAGUCCACGGAGGCCAGUCAGUUACACUCAUUCCUCUCAACUUCCUCAAAGAAGGUCAGUUCAUUAUCAAUCGACGGGUUCUUUACAUUCGGACAGUCCCAGUAGUAGUAGUGUUUCCCCGGUGCCAUCGCCAAGUCCUAGAGCUACACCACUGCCAGUAGCCAGAUCACCGACAGCAAGAUCAAACGGGCCACCCCAAAGCAGCUUAAGAAGGGCGAAACGGUGGUCGUCCACAGGGGAUUUUACGCAUUCCCCGCAAAAUCAGGGAAGCAAUUCGCAACUCGUGGGUGGCAGAUUGUCAGCCUCCACCAAGUCUUUGUUCAACCUCUUCAAGCCCCCGGCGCUGAACAACGUGAAACAUGGCACGAGAGAUAUGCAGUACAACGAGGAGGAGAAUACCGUCCGCAUGUACCUGCGGGGACGACCCGUUGUCCUCUACGUUCCGUCGCCUUUGACGGAGUCGUACGACCUUCACAAAGUCAGCACACCGCCCCAGAGCAAAUUGAAACUCGACUGGGUGUACGGUUACCGAGGCAGGGAUUGUCGAAGCAAUUUGCAUCUACUGCCUACCGGUGAAAUCGUUUAUUUCGUCGCAGCUGUGGUGGUAUUGUACAACAUGGAGGAGCAUAGCCAGAGGCAUUACCUGGGUCAUACGGACGAUAUCAAAUGCAUAGCCAUUCAUCCGAACAAAAUGGUAGUCGCUACUGGACAAGUAUGUGGGACCGAUAGGCGAGAUGCUAUGCCACACAUAAGGAUAUGGAAUUCGGUCAGUUUGGCAACUCUUUGUGUGAUUGGUAACGGCGAAUUCGAUGGUUCGAUUUGUUGCCUCUCGUUCUCGAAGGCAGACGGUGGAAAUUACUUGUGUGCGAUCGACGAGACCUCCGAUCACAAUAUCUCGAUCUGGGAUUGGCAGAAAGGAGAACGAGGUACCAAGAUAACUGAAACAAAGUGCUCGGUGGACACGGUGGUAUGCGCGGAGUGGCAUCCGCUGGAACGGAACCAGAUCGUGUCCUGUGGGAAAGGACACCUGUCUUUUUGGUCCCUCGAUAAUGGUGGUAUGCUGUACAAGCGAAUGGGGAUUUUCGAGAGCAGAGAAAAACCGAGAUAUGUCACCUGUGUGGCGUUUAAUCAAAACGGUGAUGUUCUUACCGGUGAUAGCAACGGUAACAUCAUUGUUUGGGGCAGAGGAACAAACACAAUUUCUAAAAUAGUGAGAAACGUUCACGAAGGAUCGAUAUUUUCAAUUUGUGUCCUGAAAGAUGGUUUUAUCGUUACCGGUGGUGGCAAAGAUGGCAAAAUUUUGUAUUUCGACGAAUCUUUAAAUUUAACAGGAGAAGAAGCACAAAUCGAAGAUCAUUUCGGUGGAAUUCGAACACUCGCGGAAGGCAGAGGUUCGCAGUUGUUGAUAGGAACAACGAGAAACUGCAUUUUAGUCGGUGAUGUAGGAAUGGGAUUCAAUCCAGCCAUGUUAGGUCACGCUGAAGAGGUUUGGGGACUCGCUGCUCAUCCAACUCUACCUCAAUUUGCAACAGCAGGUCACGACAGAUUAUUACAAAUGUGGGAUAGUCUCAGUCAUACUGUUGUUUGGAGUAAAGAUAUUGGAGAGCAAGCACAAAGCAUCGGGUUCUCACCAGAUGGUAAUGUUAUGGUGGUCGGAUGCACUUCCGGAAAAUGGUUAGCAAUUGAUAGUGAAACGCGAGAAUUAUACACUCACCAUAGUGAUGGUUCAGAACCUAUUCAGGUCGUUCGAUUUUCACCAGAUGGUACUUUAUUAGCAUUGGGUUCCAGAGAUAACUAUAUUUAUAUUUAUCAAGUUAAUGAAGAUGCAAUUAAAUAUAGUCGAGUUGGACGAUGUAUGCCAAAGAGGAUACGCAGACGUGGUGGACAUUCCAGUUUUAUAACUCAUUUGGACUGGUCAGCAGAUGGUCAAUAUUUACGUAGCAAUAGCGGCGAUUAUGAGGUAUUAUAUUGGAAUCCCGGAGUCUGUCGUCAGAUUCCACAAUCAUCGAUAAUGAGGGACAUGGAAUGGGCAAGUCACACUUGUGUAAUAUCAUUCGAAACGAUUGGAAUAUGGCCCGAAGGCGCCGAUGGCACAGACGUAAAUAAUUGCACGCGAAGCAGUGAUUCGAAAUUGCUCGCAACCGGAGAUGAUUUCGGAAAAGUAAAAUUAUUCUCUUAUCCUGCUUGUCAACCAAAGUCUUUAUGUCACGCAUACGGUGGUCAUUCAAGUCACGUUACGAACGUUUCGUUCCUUCAAGACGACACUCGACUAAUUUCCACGGGCGGAAGUGACACAAGCGUUCUUCAAUGGAUCGUAAACUAUUAACUCUAUUAUAUAAUUAUGUAACUGAAAAACAAAAUGAAAGUUACAGAAGCGAUAAAACAUGAAGCGGAUGCUCUUCUGAAUUUAGUGGUACAUACAACGUUCGUUAAAAGAAAAUAUGCGAUUCUUAUUUAAAUCAAGGAAAAGAAUCGAUAACGAAUAAACUAAUUAUUUAGAAGAGAAAUCUCGAUUGAACGAGAAAAGAUACUGAAUGCGGUUAAUGAAAUAUUAGCUAAAUUUUACCGUUUAAGUGUCCUUUACGAAUUGAAAUUACUGAAUGUCAUGUAAUUUCUUAGGUAUAGAACGAUCUUCGUAAUUUUUUGCUUCAAAAAAAAAGAAAAUUAAAAAGAAGAAGAAGAGAAAAUGAGAAAAAUUUAGCGAAAUCUUGUACCCACGAUGUGGCGACAGAUAAACUUAUACAACUUAUUUUAACAGCUAAUAAUAACGUAACGAAGUGUCUUUUACAUAUUUCGCAACUAUUUUUCAAACGUCCAAACGCUGAAUCUAUAUAUUUCUGUGUUCUUUAUCUAAUUAAUCACCGAUGAAAUGCACUGUGCUGUUUCUCACGUAAAAAAAAAAAAAAAAA
Messenger RNA from Apis dorsata (giant honeybee), 3910 nucleotides. RefSeq names its product echinoderm microtubule-associated protein-like 2. NCBI's taxonomy places the organism in Eukaryota, Metazoa, Arthropoda, Insecta, Hymenoptera, Apidae. Gene Ontology annotation, molecular function: microtubule binding. The record is from RefSeq and is a predicted model, not a curated record. Gene Ontology annotation, biological process: microtubule cytoskeleton organization. The coding region runs from base 613 to 3327 and encodes 904 amino acids. Gene Ontology annotation, cellular component: mitotic spindle. The transcript is spliced from 19 exons.